Molecule: messenger RNA, 916 nt
Organism: Eucalyptus grandis
Lineage: Eukaryota; Viridiplantae; Streptophyta; Magnoliopsida; Myrtales; Myrtaceae
Exons: 2
Coding region: 93-581 (162 amino acids)
Source: RefSeq, a predicted model, not a curated record
GAACGCUACACUUCACCACUCUCUCUCUUUCUCUCUCUCUCUCUCUCUCUCUCUCAUCUUCUUCAGUUUCUCAUCCUUGUCGGGGCGCAACGAUGUGCUCCAUGGUCGAGAGCAUCCGAAAGAGCACCUCCAUAAUUCCCAGGAUCCUCCCAAACCAAGCCCACCAUGACCUUCCACUCUCACAACCGCACUCCACCACUCAAGGGGAGCAAGUUGGCGGCGGCAGCGGAGGCAGCGGCGGCAGCUUAAGGAGGAGGAUAAUGUCAUCUCUUUCUCUCAGGAUACAACCCAUUUCUCAUCCUUCAUCUUCUUCCUGGUCAUUCCGCAGAUCCAAGUCCAUGUCCUCCAUUGGAGACCAAGCAGGUAAUUCGAUCAAAAAGUGGUGGGAGUGGGGUUGGUCAUGGAUCACGUCGAGAAAGCCGGUCUUCGCCCAAGACCUGGAGAUGAACGAGGAAGAAAUCAGAGUCCUCGGCGGCCUCCAGAACAGAGGAAGCUGGAGACACGUUCUCUACAAGGUUAGGUCCGAGAUCCGAAAGAUUGUUCGUUCCGACGAUGUGGGUCUCCCCCAGACUAUCAAGUGAUUGCUCGAGGUUCGUUCGUACGGACCUGCGACGAAUAUAAAUUAUCCAUGAAAUCUCGACGACAACGGAGUCAUGCAAGCGCCGGGAGAAAAGAGAAGAGAUCUAGAGAUUUGCAGGGCGUUUGUGUGACUGGCCAAUGCGUAUUACUUCUAUUCUUUGGUUAGUUGAGUGAACUUAAUGGACGGAGUUUGCUGUGUAAUUAGAGUGAAUAUAUAUCUAAGUUGGUUACUUCUCUAUUUCAUGAUUAUGUAAAUGUGAUCAAGUGACAAUAUCAAGAAUUGUUGUUUGAGAGUAGGGUUUUCUAAGAGUAUAAAAGGGAGGGUGAUCUAACAUUA